This is a messenger RNA of Drosophila bipectinata, 3560 nucleotides long. RefSeq names its product E2F transcription factor 1 (gene E2f1). Gene Ontology annotation, biological process: regulation of transcription by RNA polymerase II. Gene Ontology annotation, molecular function: DNA-binding transcription factor activity, RNA polymerase II-specific; protein dimerization activity; RNA polymerase II cis-regulatory region sequence-specific DNA binding. The record is from RefSeq and is a predicted model, not a curated record. Gene Ontology annotation, cellular component: RNA polymerase II transcription regulator complex. Lineage: Eukaryota; Metazoa; Arthropoda; Insecta; Diptera; Drosophilidae.
CAAGAUUUCCUUGGCUAUCAAAUCUAGGCGAAAUUAUUUAGACCAGUCGCGAUUACCAUUUCUAACUGAUUGAUUUUGAAAAGCAACACUGCGAUACGUCCGAAAACGGCAGCGAAACAACACACGAAAGCGUGUGUGAAAGAACAAACAAAGUAUGAAAGGCAAAUCAAGCAGUAAAACGCACACACUGAAAGGCGGCCAGUCGGCAAGUUGCUCAUUUCGCUCUUGGCUUUGAAACGCGUCGAACCGUCGUUAAAAAAAUGUUGGCCAAAAAACUAUCCAACAUAAAAAAUCGUUGAAUAUUAACCGUUAGGCUAUACUAUGCAGAAUCAGUAAUCAGUAAAAAGUGGGUGGAAGAAACGAAGAAAAAACGUCAUCAGCGCCGCAUUUUCGCCCCGUGUUUGUUGUUGUGUUUGCUGUUGCUUUUCAAUUCGCCGCCUCGCCCUCUCGCUCUCUCAUUCUUUCUGCAGCCACCAAUUGUCAUGGUGUUCAAGUAAGAAGAAGAGCCAAGCUACCCGUGAGCACAUUGUGCGUUAGUUGGAUAGCAUUUUGGAUCCACAAAUCGGCCGGAUAUCGGUCGGAUAGCUCCCUAAAAAUCCCACCAAUCGACAGGUAACACCGCCAGCUACAAUUUCCGAUCAAAAACGGAGCUCCAACUUGAACGCAACUGAGUGAAAAACGUGGCGGAAAAAUCCAUACGAAGACGGAACGGAAAAAAAUGUGAUUGCUGCUUUUACUUGUUAUAUUGCUGAUGUGAAGAAUCCUUAGGUGCUAAUUUAGUUGAUAAGCGCAAAAAAAAAGAGAGAGACAGAGACAGAUCGAGAUCAAGAGAGAAAAGAGCGAUAAACAAGAAGUACAAUAAGUUAACGGACACCAGAGAGAGAGAGCGCUGAUUUUCCAAUCGAGUGGCAACUUUUUGAGGGCAGUGCUCAAAAGUAUGCUACAAAAUACACACAGCGAUCGCCGCACGAGGCGAACCUAACAGAACCUUAAAAGCGCGACACACACACCCACAAAGCUACACAGAGAGAAAAAAAGAGUGAGAGCUGAGCGAGACAGAACUGCAGCGCAAUGUCCAAGUUCUUUCUAACUGUUGCCCCCAACAACAACAACAACAGCAGCAACAAUGCCAGCAGCAACACACCGCGCCAACAGCAGCUCUACGGCGGUGGAGGUGGUGGGGCAAGUGGACACACACUGGUCGCCCGGAAGCUCAAUUACGAUCUUAUCGGCACCACCACCACCACCAACAUCAACAACAACAACAACAACAUCGUGAUCAAGAACGAGACCCUCGACUAUGAUUACGAACACGGACUGAGCAGCAGUGACAGUAACAGCAACAGUAACAGUAACAGUAACAGCGGUGUGGCAGCCCACCUGCGGGAUCAUGUCUACAUCAGUCUGGACAAGGGGCACGGUGGGGCGACUGCCACAGCGGGUCAACUGCAACUGCAGCAGCAACAGACCCGCAAGGUGGCCACCAAGUCCAAUGAUAUCACAAAUUACUACAAGGUUAAACGCCGACCACAUGCCGUUAGCGACGAGAUCCACCCGAAGAAACAAGCCAAACAGAGCGCCCACCACCAGACGGUGGGCUACCAGACGACGAAUGUGGCAACCAAAUAUGCAACGCAGCAGCAGAGGCAACAGCUGCUGCGCCACAGUACUGACGUCGACGUGGACGAGGAUGUGGGAGAGCGGGUGGUCAAGUCGGCCGCCCAUCAUCACUCCUUCGCCCUGUCGACGCCCCAGCAACAGUUGGCCUCCUCGGCGGCCAGUUCGUCGAGCGGUGAUCGCAAUCGGGCGGACACCUCGCUGGGCAUACUGACCAAGAAGUUUGUGGAUCUGCUGCAGGAGUCGCCCGACGGUGUGGUGGACCUGAACGAGGCAUCCAAUCGGUUGCAUGUGCAGAAGCGACGCAUCUACGACAUCACCAACGUGCUCGAGGGCAUCAAGAUCCUGGAGAAGAAGUCGAAGAACAAUAUCCAGUGGCGUGGCGGCCAGUCGAUGGUCAGCCAGGAGCGAUCGCGACGCAUCGAGGCGGAGUCGGAGCGUCUGGAGCAGCGCGAGAAUGAACUGAACCAGGCCAUUGAUCAGAUGCGGGCCAAUCUGGCGGAGAUCACGCAAGAGGUGGAGAACGCUGGCGGCAUGAUGGCCUAUGUCACGCAAAACGAUCUGCUCAACGUGGAUCUGUUCAAAGAUCAGAUUGUGAUUGUGAUUAAGGCGCCGCCAGAGGCCAAGCUUGUGUUGCCCAACACCAAGUUACCGCGUGAGAUCUACGUGAAGGCGGAGAAUAGCGGGGAGAUCAAUGUCUUCCUCUGCCAUGACACCACGCCGGAGAAUUCGCCGAUGGCUGCGGGCGCCGGCUAUGUCGGAGCACCCGGAGCCGGAUGUGUUCGAACAGCCACCUCGACACGAUUGCAUCCGCUGACCAGCCAGCGACCGAAUGAUCCGCUCUUUAACAAUAUCGAUGCCAUGAGCACGAAGGGAUUAGGUACCGCUCCCUAUCGCUCGGCACGCAACCUUAGCAAAUCGAUCGAGGAUGCCGCCAAGCAGUCCCAGCCUGAAUAUAAUAAUAUUUGUGAUAUGGCAAUGGCCCAACAGCAGCAGCACCAACAGGAAGAGGACGAUGUGGAUGUAGAGCUGAGACAGUUGGUGCCGACGCUGACUAAUCCGGUGGUGCGCAGCCAUCAGUUCAACCAGCAGCAGCACCAGCAACAGCCCACAAUCCAGGAGCUGUUCUGCAGCUUAACGGAAUCCUCGCCGCCCACACCCAUCAAGCAGCGACGGGCAGCCGCAGCCGCUGCCAUUGCAGCGGGUAGCGCAACAGUAACGACAACAACAACAGCAACCACUACGCUUAAUAGUCAUAACAGAAACAACAACAACAACAACAGCACCCAACAACAACCCCCCACAAUAGGAUACGGCAACAGUCAGCGACGCAGCGAUGUACCCAUGUACAACUGUGCCAUGGAGGAUACCGCCAGCACGUCGCGAACAUCAUCUGGGGCCGCCGGAACAACCGGAAGAGGAGCAUCAUCGGCGAUGGGCUCGCUGCAGAUGCAGUUCGCCGCCGUGGCGGACACUAGCAGCAAUCACAGCAACAGCAAUGCGGGCGGCGACAGCGGCUAUGGCAGCAUCGGUGGGGCUGGCGCUGGCGCCAACGCUGAUCCCCAUCAGCCAUCCCCCUUCAGCCAUGGCCGCAGUGUGGCCGACGACUGCGAUGCCAAUAGCAACAGCAGCAAUGUCACCCUCCAGGGUUUGGAUGCGCUCUUCAAUGAUAUAGGCUCGGAUUACUUCACCAACGAUAUGGCCUUUGUGUCCAUCAAUCCGCCGGACGAUAAUGAUUAUCCGUAUGCCCUGAACGCACACGAGGGCAUCGAUCGGCUCUUCGAUUUUGGUUCCGAAGCCUAUGGACCCUAAGAGGAGGACGCGACAUCCGCCCAAACACAUCCACACUUCUCACACACAACCACAACCACACUCGCGUAUAUAUCUAAAAAAUUGGGAUUCUGGGGGUGUUUAUAAUUUUAAAUUAUAUACAAAAAUGGAAG